AUCACAUACAGCACCCCGCAUUUCUCAAGAAGCUCUUCUUGUUUCCCUACAAACAAGGGGAAAGUUGAACUGAUGGCCCAACAAAACUGAGAAACCCCAUUAACAAUGUGGAGAUUUUUCCAAGAUGCUGAUGAUGAUGAUGAGCAGCGAGACUACCUGCUCGAAGACUCCCAAAGCCUAUGCUCUCUCUCCCCUGCCCAGAGGAUUUAUGGGUUUGCUGCGUGUCUGCUUGCGGGGCUUUUAUUUAUGCUCCUGUCGCUGAUUGUUUUUGCAAAGCCCAUCAAAUUUGCCUUGUUGUUUACCUUUGGAAACGUGCUGGCGGUAGGAAGCACAGCUUUACUGAUCGGAACUCGGCAGCAGCUAAGAAUGAUGUUUGAUACAGUCCGAGUCUAUGCCACAGCAGUUUAUGUCGGAAGUGUGAUUGUGGCUCUUGUUUGUGCUCUUUUGAUCCAUAGUAAGAUUCUUACCAUUGUUGCCAUCAUAUCUGAAAUCUGCGCCCUUAUUUGGUACAGCUUAAGUUACAUACCCUUUGCCCGUCGUAUGGUUUCUGAUUUGACUAUCCGUCUUUUCGACACCGAAAUCUAGAUGACUCAAAACCGAUUCACCAUUUUCUAGGCGAUUUCCUUCAUAAAAGUUGAAAUCUAUCGUUAUUUGGUGGUUUCUUGCCAUUCUUUUUAUGGGAACAAUCCGUUUUAAAUUCUUGCCACAUCACUAAUAUCAAUUCAAGUUUGUGUUGCUCCACUAAUUUUCAUUACAAACAUGUUUAAUGUGAAAAAUUUUGUGAAAGGAUUGUUUUCCUCUCAUGUUGGUGUUUGUAUUGGUUUUGUAAUUGUAUGUGGAAGGUCCAUCGAUUUUUAUUGUGUUUUGAGUUUGGAUCAUUUUGUUUGUCAUGACGUUCCUGAAAAUCGGAAAUCAUAUCAAAUUACGUUAUUUUGAAGUUGCCAGUUUACUCAAUUUGGAAAGUUAACGACACACGAGCUAUGUACGUUACGGAUGUAGUUAGGCAUGCCUUGCCUAACCGGCUAACCAUUAGUUAGGUUAUAAUUUUUUUUCCAUGACAUACUUUAAUAACAAAGAAACUGAGAUCAUGACAUUUCAUAGUAUAACUUUGUAUAUGUUUUCAAGAAAGUUUGACUGAAAGAUUCUCAAUUAAGUGUUGGGUUGUUUCACCGCUGACCAUCUUGGCCCAAUUAUUACCCAGCCCAAUUAAUUAACAAUAUAACCCAACCCUAGCCUUAUCCAAUCGAUCAGUCUUCCUCUCCAUUGUCUUUGCACGCACCGCCGGCAACCCCUUCUUCACUAUCUUCCUCAGCCUGUAAAUUCCCUUCAUCUGCCCGCAAAAUCUCAACUUUCUCACCAUGGUGGAACAAAAGACUUCUACAUUUGUUCUCUUUCAUCAAUGUUUGAUUUAUACAAACACACCAUCCAAACUUUUCAAUUGAAAAAAAUCAUGGGUUGACUUUUUUUUCUUUUCUUUUGGUGGUCUCAAAACAGAAUUGUUGUCUACAAAGAUCAGGUGUGACUAGUUGACGGGAUCCACCGUCCUUGAAUUCCUUUCUCUUGUUGUUGUUGUACUUCUUUUAGUCUUCAACAAGGCUCCACAUGGAUGUUUUCUUGAGUUAAUCAAGAAUAAGCUUAACAUAGAGAUCAAGAAUAAGCUUAACAUAGAGGUGAGAAGUCCCAUCUUCAGAACAAGAUCAUAAGGUUAAAAAAAGAAGUAUGAGAACAACAAGAGCAAGGGAUUCAAGGAAGAGAAUAUGGCCUAUCCAAACUGGUGUGGGGGAGUGGCGGAACUUUUCGGUGAAAGCAGCCGUAAAAUGCUAUUGUUCUUUUUUUUUACAUGAAUGAACCAAGGCGAUGGCUUUUUUUUGCUCAUGUGUGUAUUUUUUUUAUUAUUAUUAUUCUUUUUGUUUGUGAUGCUUGUGUUUUUUAUUGUUAGGUCACGGAUGCAAUAGAAAUGUUGGUUUGGAUGACGCCGUGAGACGAAUACCGGAGAUGGAGCCGGGAUUCUUGUUGGGCUUCCUCAUGAUUUCUACAGAGAGGCAGCUAAAGAUGCUGGCUUUGAGCUCGAAGGCUCUCGGAUGAUCGUCUUACGUGAUAAUGAUGAAUGCUGAGAAGCUUUGUGAGGGUUGUGCUGGUUUUUGUUGCCAUUUUGUGUUGAUAAAGAAGCUUGUAGUAUGAUUGCUUGUUGUUUCAACUUUCAAGUGCUGGUAAAAGCUAUGUCUGUUCAAUAUAUUUGAUCAGAAGUUAUUAUGCUUGGAGGAAUAUUUAUUUAAUCUAUUUAAGCAUCAUUAAUUUUGCUUUAGCUUGUUUUUCCAAUUAAUGACAAUUUUUGAAGAUAUACAUGUGCUAGUAUUUUCGUCACCGUUUGUUUACCAAGGUUGAACGAGAAGAUUGUAAAGACUGG
Messenger RNA from Striga asiatica, 2407 nucleotides. The record is from the annotation of a GenBank genome assembly. NCBI's taxonomy places the organism in Eukaryota, Viridiplantae, Streptophyta, Magnoliopsida, Lamiales, Orobanchaceae.